AUGCCAUACAAAUCCCGCUGGCACAUCGACAUCCCCAACACCCACCUCGCCUCGCUCCUCCUCAAGUCUCCGACGGCACCGCUCUCCCAAACGCAUAGAUGCUACCUCGAAGCCGCACGCCCAGACACGCACUACCUCACGACUCAUGACUUCCGCCUCUGGAGCCAGCGUGUCGCGGUGGGCCUGCGCAAGGCCGGCCUGAAGCCCGGCGACCGCGUGCUGCUGUUCUCCGGGAACGACCUGUUCUUCCCCGUCGUUUUCAUGGGCAUCAUUAUGGCGGGCGGUAUCUUCACCGGCGCAAACCCGACCUACGUCGCCCGCGAGCUAGCCUUCCAGCUACAAGACAGCGGCGCGACGAUUAUGAUCUGCGCAGCGGCGAGCCUCGACACCGGCAUUGAGGCGGCGCAGAUUGCGGGCCUCGCUCGGGAUAAGGUGUUUGUGUUUGACAAUGCGAUCUACGAUAACCGCGGCGCGGGCCAGAAGGGGUGUCCGUACUGGGGGGAGCUGGUGGCACCGCCAGAAGAAGGCCUCGGGUUCGCCUGGGAGCUGCUGGACACGCCGGCGUUGGCGGAUACCACGCUCGCGCUGAAUUAUUCGUCCGGCACGACAGGCCGAUCUAAGGGCGUAGAAAUCACGCAUAAGAACUACGUCGCGAAUAUGCUGCAGUAUACCCAUAUGGGAACCCUGCACCCGGACUACGAUGCGCGCCGAGCGCGGGCACGCUGGCUGUGCUUCUUGCCCAUGUACCAUGCCAUGGCGCAGAGUAUCUUUAUUGCGGGGGCACUGUGGCGCGGUACGCCGGUGUAUAUGAUGCCAAGGUUCGACUUUAUCCAGAUGCUCGAGUACACGCAGAAGUUUCGGAUCACGGACUUGAUUCUCGUGCCGCCGGUGGUGGUUGCGCUGGCUAAGCACCCCGCUGUGAAGAAAUAUGAUCUGAGCAGUGUGGAGAGUGUGGGUAGUGGUGCGGCGCCCUUGGGGCGGGAGGUUUGUGCCGAGGUGGAGAAGCUGUGGCCGGAAGGGAAGAUUAAUAUCAAACAGGGCUGGGGGAUGACCGAAACAACAUGCUCUCUCCUAGGCUGGGAUCCGACAAAGACAAGUCUCUCUGCCUCUGUCGGCGAACCAAACGCCAACUGCGAGGCCAAGAUCAUGGCCGAGGAUGGUGUCACCGAACUCCUGGAGCGCAACCAGCGGGGGGAGCUGUGGGUGCGCGGGCAGAACAUCAUGAAGGGGUACUGGCACAAUCAACGGGCAACCAGGGAAACCAAGACCGAGGAUGGGUGGCUCCGGACUGGUGAUAUCGCCUAUGUGGAUGACGAGGGCAGGUUCCACGUUGUGGAUCGGCUGAAGGAGUUGAUCAAGGUCAAGGGUAACCAGGUCGCUCCUGCGGAAUUGGAAGCGCUGCUUCUCGAACACCCAGCCGUGGCAGACGCUGCCGUCGUGGGCGUCACAGUCAAUCACGACGAGCGUCCUCGUGCAUAUAUCGUCCUUACAGCCGGUCAGUCGGCCACUGCAGAGGACAUUUUGCGGUUCAUGGACGGCAAGGUCUCCGCAACCAAGCGGAUCACCGGCGGGGUGGUAUUCCUCCCCGCGAUUCCGAAGAACCCCUCGGGCAAGAUUCUGCGCAAGGUGCUGCGCGAGCUAGCAGCCGUGGAGCUGAAGCAGGCAGGCGCCACGGCGAAACUGUAG
Penicillium canariense is the source of this 1686-nucleotide messenger RNA. RefSeq names its product acyl--CoA ligase. The transcript has 4 exons. Lineage: Eukaryota; Fungi; Ascomycota; Eurotiomycetes; Eurotiales; Aspergillaceae. Gene Ontology annotation, molecular function: CoA-ligase activity. The record is from RefSeq and is a predicted model, not a curated record. Gene Ontology annotation, biological process: secondary metabolic process. The coding region runs from base 1 to 1686 and encodes 561 amino acids.